This is a messenger RNA of Sarcophilus harrisii (Tasmanian devil), 1068 nucleotides long. Its product is annotated as zinc finger protein 527-like. Gene Ontology annotation, biological process: regulation of DNA-templated transcription. Bases 472 to 1068 code for a protein of 198 amino acids. The record is from RefSeq and is a predicted model, not a curated record. The transcript has 5 exons. Lineage: Eukaryota; Metazoa; Chordata; Mammalia; Dasyuromorphia; Dasyuridae.
AUGGGUUUCCUAGUGAUGUAAUGGUUGGUUUAUACUCAGUGUAGAGUAUAGAAGCUGGCAGCCUCAGCUAAAUUCGUUUUAGAGAGGUUGAGAAGACAAGUGGACUGUAGGCUGAAGCACAAGCCCUUGGAUAGAUUUAUUCAUCCCAUCUUAUACCAUUCUGCUGGCAGGCUCUCCUUCUGCAUUUCUACACUGAGACCAAGGCUGGUCUGAAAGAAUCUCCAGAAAGCUGCCCAGCCCCAGGAAGGAGAUAAUAAAGAAUCUGGACUUUAACACCUGGCUGUUCUCCUGGUGAUUACUGAACUGAAAAGAAGGCUGCCCCAAAGAGCUUCAGAAAACCGAACCAAGAACAUUACAGCCCCCUGUCCAGGAAAAGAAGGAAACAACAUCUGAGCAGUUAUAAUCAUCGCCUCCCAACAGCCUGCAGAGGACCAAGGCCUGGCCCAAGCAGGGAGCCUGGAACCAGAGGAAAUGGCCCCUGAGAACAGCAGACCCCCAGCCCAGGAGUUGGUGACCUUCAAGGAUGUGGCUGUAGACUUCACCCCUAAAGAGUGGGAUCUGUUGGAUCUGGAUCAAAAAGAACUACACAAGGAGGUCAUGCUGGAGAAUGCCGAGAACUUGAUCUCCCUGGGACUUCCAGUUCCCAGAGAAUAUUUCAUCUCCCAUGUGGAGAGAGGAGGCCUGAGGAACUCCUGUCUUGAUGCAGAAACAUGGUUUGAUAUGAAGGAGAUGACUGCAAAUCUAAAAAUGGUCUCAUGGAAAGACCUUUUUCAAUAUAGUGAAUACAGGGCUAUUCUUGCUAAGCAUAAAAGAAACCACAUUGGAGAGGAACCUUGUGAAUGGAAUACAUACAAAAAAGCUUUAAGAAAAAGUUCCAGUGUUGCUAAAGAUAAGAAUAUACAUCCUGAAGAGAAAACACCUGAGUGUCAUGAAUGUAGUAAAGCAUUUCUUGUAUUCUCUUCCCUUGCCAAGCAUCAGAGAAUCAAUGCUGGAGAGAAACCUUAUGAAUGUAAAGGAAAUGAAAGACUGAAAGCACGAUCUACUCCUGCUAAACAAAGAGAAUCAUGA